Molecule: messenger RNA, 3531 nt
Organism: Somion occarium
Lineage: Eukaryota; Fungi; Basidiomycota; Agaricomycetes; Polyporales; Cerrenaceae
Source: the annotation of a GenBank genome assembly
GAGGAUGUUCAGAUGGAAGACGGAGGGCGUCUUGGGGGCGGCAGAGCCGGGCGGGGGAGGAGGGCCGAUCUGGAAAGACGAGUGCGGUGAAUUGGCGUGAGUGCAGCCUAAAGCAGAGGCAGCAUCUGGAGUGCUUGGGAGGAGUUCAAGUUGAGGGCAGUUGAGUGCAGACGGCAGGGAGGACCCCGAGAGCGGUGCCAGCGACCCGGCGGAGUGGUAAGACGGAUGAUCAAAUGACGCGUGGCUGGCUGGAGUGUCACUGGCCAGGUGUGCGCCAAAAGGGAAUCGCAGCCAAAAUCUAGCUUGAGCCGGUGCUUGGAAAGGAUGGGACAUACAUAACUCCCCUGCAGAUAAGUCCUCAUAUCCGCCGUCCCAGCCUUGUCUUUUCCGUCGCUCUUCUCCUCUUUCGUCCGCGAGUCUCAGCCCACUUAGGCUCUCAGCCCACUCAGGCAACCUCGGUCGUAUUCAGCGGCCUCUUACGUCUUCUCCUCGGUCCUCUCAAUUAAAUCCACCGCCGUCCCUGUGCCAGCCCGGGUUCGCUCCUCCCCUUCUGGGUUCGAGACCGUAUGCUCCCUUCUGCACUUGGCCAUCAAACCGCUUUUCCAUCCCCGGCUAUUUCCUCCUUCGCUCGUUAACCUUUUCCUUUAUAUUCGGAACUCCAAUCUGCUUCGUCGUCCGCGACUCUUCUCCCGUCUCUCUUCUUCCAUCCACAAGAAUCCCUCCUCUUCCUCUUCCUCUGUCCCUGAACCCUCCACGCCUCGUGCCCUCUCAUCUCCCUUCUGCUUCCGUCUCUCACUCCCUCGAGGUCACAUACCAUGGCCGACCUCUACCCUACAUACAGCUCUCAGUUCCAGCGCCGCGACGCUCCCCAGCAGUCUUACCAUCUCCCGACAAACGGUUCUCUGUCCUAUCCACCACAGAUCGUCACUUCCCAACCCGUUGUUUCCGACGAGCAUACCAACGGUCAACAUGAUGCUGAUUCGCAGUCCCCAACUGCGCCUUCACCGAAGCAAGAAUCUCCUACUGCUCCGAAGCAGGAUGGUCUCUCGCAGCCCGCCAAGCCCCAAGCUACCUUUCUCACCAAGCUCUAUGCUCUCUUGGAGCGACCCGAGAAUCACCAUAUGAUUCGUUGGGAUCCUGCUGGAGAGCACAUCAUCGUCGAACGUCCUGAGCAGUUGGCUUUGCAUGUCCUUCCAAGUGUCUACAGGCAGUCGCGCUUUGCCAGUUUCUCGCGGCAACUGAAUAUCUACGGUUUCAUGCGCAAAGUGAACCUUCGGAAUGUAGACCCUGCUAUCGACGAUCCAGAUGCAAGCACAUGGUCGCACCCCACGCUUAACCGUCAUUCACCUCCGGAGGUUGUCGCAAACUUCAAGCGUCGUGUACCGCCACGACUUCCCAAGCCUCGCAAGCGCGAUUCCUUGGAUCCCAACUCCUUGAAUGCGCCACGUUCUGCCGUUGGUUCGAUGGCUCCCGUUUCCCUUGCCAUUCCCUCGGGAUCUUCGUCUCCUGGCAGGGGGAAUCGCGCUCGCGGGUUUUCUGCACCAGGAUCUUUCACGCCUUUGACGCAAUCGACGGCUCCUGGCUGGGGCGCGAGUUAUCCUCGCUCUACUUUACCCCCACUCACCGUGCCAGACGGGCCGUCUAUUUCUUCGCAUACAAGCAUGUAUUCGCACUCCCCACAUACCCUUCACCCGCUGACUCCAGCAGAUGAUACCCCACCUUCGUCCACCUUUAGUCCCAUGUCUUAUUCUACCACGAACUCCAGCCGCGACGCGUUGAUGCUUCCCUCGCCUACCAAUCAAUAUCCUUACGCUGAGCAGAAUGGCUGGCAAUUUUCGCAGAGCAACGGUGCAGGCGGACACUCGAAUGGCAGCUUGUCGAGCUUGUUGAACCCAUCGAGCGGAUAUUCUGUACCCUCUCGCACCUCUGCAGCGGGUAUGACUGGCUACGGCUCGUCUUACUCGUCAAUGCAGAUGAGGUCUGGUCAGGUCUCUCCAGACAGCCGUCCGGCGACCGGAUAUUCUGUUUCAUCCAUGUCCUCGUUGUCGACGCCUUAUGAUGAGACGGCACCGCCGCAAUAUGCGCACCACGAUUAUUCGCGUCCAAAUUCCAGCCACCAUCCGUCUGCUGGUCGGCCACUUACGCCCACUUCGAGGCCUCACUCCUCGAAAGCUUCUUACCCCUCUUCGGGUACCUUGCUGGUCCGUAGGGACAGACGCCACAGCCAUGCUAUGUCGCCUUAUCCCUCACCUUAUGGUGAUCACCCACCGCAUUCUGCGGGUUCUGAUCGGCCCUCCACGUCUCCUCACCCAGGCGAAGAUCAUAUGGGAGACACUUAUGGCUUCAACCCGGCUCAGGCUGACUUUGCGUAUCAUCCCGCGGAUGAUGUCCGUCACUCACAGACGCACUUGUCUUCUCACGGACACGGCAUGUAUGGGGGUGUAGCGGCUGGUCGAAGUAUCCGCCCUUCGACUUCUGCGUCAUCUCUGUCGACAACCAGCUCGGUUGCGAACACGCCUGGGGGCGAUGGGUACGGACCGAUGGGACACGAAGGUGCCGAUAUUAGUCGAUAAUGGUUCGCUAACAGAUGCUGCCUCCCGUUCACCUCCAGACUCGCCCGAUUUUGGCUUUGUUCCGAUGAACGAGCAUAUCCCGCAUUAUACCAAGACGGGCGAGCUCUAAUUGGGGAAUGCCGGUUGUUCUAAGCUGGCUUUCUCUCGGUAUCUCGGUUGCAGGAUGGAAUUGAAGAAACGUAGACGCCUCGAACAACGGUCGAAGGAUGGAUCCGAUUAUGUUUCUUGUUGUCUUGACUUGGACUCUCACUCGCUCGCUUUAUUCGGUGAUAGAAGCUCGAAAAGUGUAUUCGUGGAACGGAAGAUUUAGGUCCCUGAUAGGUGAUAAGAGGGGUAUGAAGGGAAUGGGCUAUGGGGAGUUGGAGCCACCUGCUGGGAACUCUGGGAGCUGGCAUCAGUCACAAACGCCUGAAACCUUCAUCAACAACACGGAUCCGCCCGUCCUAUCUAUGGAAACCAACACUUGGUGAUCAGAAUCUUCAGCGUGGAGGAUGAUCAUCGUCUUUUUCUGUUCGUUCCUCUUUUUACGGACAUGCCAUCUCAGUCACCGUCUCUCCCACUCGAUUCACACCCUUCGUUCAACUCGUAUCCCUUUUUUCUGAUAGUUCCCUUUGUCUUUUGCCUUUCGCGUGCCUCCGAGUUUGUCCGUCACCAGCAUGCCAGUUCUCUCAUACCCCCUACUGCCUACCUUUCCAUUCGCCGCUCCAGCUCUCGAUUCAUCCGUUGCAUUUUUCGUUUCUCUUUUUUUGCUUUCGCUGUUUAAUAGAAGAGCUUCCCUUUUUGCAUGAACCCAAAAAUGCCAUCGCUGCAGUUAGCCUUUCAUUUUCGACCGUACCCUACAUUUCUCGCACGUAUACCUCCGUUUAGUCCCCUUUUCAAUUUAUACCAGCCUUGAUACGUUACGCAUAGUUUCUUGAAUAAUAAAUGCCAAUGAACCUUUUUAUUGGCAUGCCCAUUA